Messenger RNA from Vicia villosa (hairy vetch), 408 nucleotides. RefSeq lists its product as uncharacterized. The transcript has a single exon. Bases 1 to 408 code for a protein of 135 amino acids. Lineage: Eukaryota; Viridiplantae; Streptophyta; Magnoliopsida; Fabales; Fabaceae. The record is from RefSeq and is a predicted model, not a curated record.
AUGGAAACAUCAAAAGGAGUCCCUUCCCCCAUGCUUAAUCAAUGCAAACCUAGCAAAUUUGGUAGUGAUGUUAUGGAAGAUUCACUGUUCUACAGAUCUGUGGUAGGGGCUCUCCAAUACAUCACACUUACAAGACCAGACAUAGCUUAUUUUGUCAAUAAGGCAUGUCAGGUUAUGACAAAUCCUUUGGACAGCCAUUGGAGCAUGGUUAAAAGAAUUCUCAGGUAUUUGAGUGGCACAUCCACUAUUGGUUUACUACUCUCUCCUGCUCAUCCAAAUCAGGCACUUUCUCUGAGAGCUUAUAGUGAUUCUAACUGGGCUAAUGAUCCAGAUGAUAGGAGAUCAACCUUUAGUACAUGCAUUUUCAUAGGUCCAAAUCUGGCUGGAAUCACUGCUAGAAGAACUUAA